Molecule: messenger RNA, 552 nt
Organism: Carlito syrichta (Philippine tarsier)
Lineage: Eukaryota; Metazoa; Chordata; Mammalia; Primates; Tarsiidae
Product: signal peptide peptidase-like 2C
Exons: 1
Biological process (GO): membrane protein proteolysis
Cellular component (GO): Golgi-associated vesicle membrane; lysosomal membrane; cytoplasmic side of endoplasmic reticulum membrane
Molecular function (GO): aspartic endopeptidase activity, intramembrane cleaving
Source: RefSeq, a predicted model, not a curated record
UGGCCCCCGUGGCUGCUGGCCGGCCUGUGCACCCUGGUGGCCCUGCUCUGGGUGGCCUGCUGCCAUGAGGAGUCCUGGGCGGGGCUGCGGCAGGACGGACUGGGCCUGGCCUGCUUCCUGCUGGUGUGGCUGACGGCGCUCAGGGACGGCGCCUGCUUCCUGCUGGCCCUGCUGGCCUUGGAUGUCUUCUUUGUCCUCGUCAACCCCCUCCUCGCCAAGGCGGGCAAGAGCGUCAUGGAGGAGGGCACCACGGGCCCUGUGGAGUCCCCAAGCCGUGAGCGGCUGCCCACAGUACUACGGGGUCCCCGGUUGGGCAGCUCGGCCCUGAGAGCGUGCGAGCAACCCUUCUCCAUCCUCAGCUUGGAGGGCAUCGUGGUCCUUGGCUUCCUGGCCGCCUCCUGCCACCGCCUCGACGUGCAGGUCCACUCACACGGGGCCUGCUCCACAUCCUGCACUGUGGCUUGCGCCAUGGGCCUGCUGGUCACAUUCACGGCUGGGCUCCUCAUGAUGGGCCAGCCGGCCUUGCUCUACCCAGUGUCCAGCGCGCUGCUC